CGGCAGUAGUCUGUUUCUGGUGGGGCACUAGGCUCGCUGCAAGCGAUGAUAGACUAUUUCCUUAUUUUAAAACCUUCCAAAACUCUUUCCUUUCUCUCAACGGAUUUGCAGUUUAUGGACUACCGAAUUAACAGAUUUUUGCAGGGAUUGGAAUAAUUCGACUACAGUUUUGGGAGUCCCUGGGAGAGGGGAGUCCGAGAGAAAAGUUUAUAUCACUGCGCGACAGGCACUAUAUGGAGAGAGUGGGUGAGCUUACAGUAUGGUUUCAUUCUCCGUACCAUCUAUGAUUUAUGAAAGGAUUUAGAUAGCUUUAAAACAUAGAAAUUACAGAAUAUACUUCUGAUGAAUGCCAUUUUUAGCGUUACGAUCAAAUUAACAUGUAUGGACACGCAUGAAAAGAGUUCUGCGUAAACCAGUAGAACUAGAUUGCGUGUGAGUUUCGACUGGAGUCGUAUACUACAGUCACUCCCAGGUAAACCAUUAAAUUCCCCAAAGUUUCUUCACAACGUCAUCCUUGUUAUAUAAAAUACCAAUCUAACUAUGGCGGGGAUGAGCAAUGCCCACAUGAAGACCCUGGAGGACCUGACUCUAGACUCGGGCUACGGGGCAGGGGACUCCUGCAAGUCCCUGAGCCUCUCGUCCUCCAAGUCCAACUCACAGCCGUUCAUGACGGCUCCGCAUCGGGGCAACUGGUGGUACUACUCCGGCUCCAUGAACAGUCGCAACAACAGCUGGGACACGGUCAACACGGUGCUGCCCGAGGAUCCCGAGGACAUCUUCUCCAAGUGUCCCCGUUUACCGGAGCUCGAGGAGUUCCCUUGGACCGAAGACGAGGUGGGAAAGAUACUGCGUAAAGUAGCCGGGAACGUUACCGGUGCCAAAGCGUUUCCGGUGCCGACAUUAUCCAAUGAGGCAGUCCGGAGGCUGUCCACGCUCCUUCGCCGAGCCCUCAUCCGCAUUUCGAGGGAGGCUCAGCGGCUGAGCGUCAUGCACUGCCGUUGCACUCGCUUCGAGGUGCAGAGCGCCAUGAGGCUGGUGCUGAGCUGGGCUCUGGCCGAACACUGCAUAUCGGCCACGGUCAAGGCCAUCUCCAUGUACAGUAUGAGCGCCGGAGAGCUCCUGAGGAAGGGCAAAUCUGCACGUUGCGGCCUGUCCUUCUCCGUGGGAAGGUUCUUUCGAUGGAUGGUGGACACCCGCAUCUCGGUGCGCAUCCACGAGUAUGCGGCUAUCUGUCUUACCGCCUGCAUGGAGGCGCUGGUGGAGGAGGCCGGCGCCCGGGUAAUGAUGGCUGAGCGAGGGCACUCCAGGGGGGACACAGUGUCAGGCUGUACCCCGGUGUCGGUCGAAGCUCUGGAGGGGGUGGUGAACAAUGACGCGGAGCUGUGGGGGGUCCUGCAGCACUAUGAGCAUCUCAUCUGCGGCAAGAACGCCAAUGGGGUGCUGUCCCUCCCGGCCUACUUCAGUCCUUACACAGAGGGCCAGGGACAGGGCCAGGCUGGGGUGGAGAGCAGAGAGGACGCCUAUGCCCAACUGGAGCUCCGCACCCUCGAACAGUCCCUCCUGGCCACCUGCGUUGGCAGCAUCUCCGAGCUCAGUGACCUGGUGUCUAGAGCCAUGCACCACAUGCAGCGUUUGAGCUCCGUACGCCCGGGGCUCAGCCCGGCCCACCACACCCGGCCCCAACAGAUUGUCUCCUGGUUGCCCGACGCCCUACACACCCUCUACUACUUCCUCCGCUGCCCACAGAUGGAGUCCAUGGAAAACCCCAACCUAGACCCACCCAGGAUGGCCCUCAGCAAGGAGAGGCCCUUCCUGCUGCUGCCGCCCCUGAUGGAGUGGAUGCGAGUGGCCAUUGUGCACGCUGAGCACCGCCGCAGCCUAUUGGUGGACAGCGAUGAUGUCAGACAGACCGCCAGACAGCUCCUCCCAGGCCUGGACUGUGAACCCAGACAGCUUAAGCCUGAGUGUUGUUUUAGUUCUUUCAGGCGUCUGGACUCCAAGGCGGCCACUGAUAAGUUUCACUUGGACCUGGGCUUCCGCAUGCUCAACUGUGGACGCACCGACCUGAUUGGCCAGGCCAUCGACUUGCUGGGGCCUGACGGGGUAAACAGCAUGGAUGACCAGGGUAUGACCCCUCUAAUGUAUGCGUGCUCAUCGGGAGAUGAAGCUCUGGUGCAGAUGUUGAUUGAUGCCGGAGCCAACCUAGAUGUGGCGGUGCCUGUCUGUUCUUCCAAGCAACCCUCUGUCCACCCGGACAGUCGCCACUGGGCGGCUCUUACCUUCGCUGUGCUGCACGGUCACAUCUCUGUGGUGCAGCUCCUGUUGGAUGCAGGGGCUAACGUGGAAGGGGCAGCCGUCCGAAACGGGCAGGAGAGCACAGCAGACACCCCUCUCCAGCUGGCAUCUGCAGCAGGGAACUAUGAGAUGGUGAGCCUGCUCCUCACCAGGGGGGCAGACCCUCUGUCCAAGACCCAUGAUGGCAACGCUUUGACAUCAUCACUCUAUGAGGACAUGAACUGCUUCAGUCACGCCGCAGCGCACGGACACAGGAACGUGUUGCGCAAACUGCUCACCAAGCCCCAGCAGGUCAAAGAGGACGUCCUCUCCCUCGAAGAGAUGCUAGCUGAAGGGGUGGAAGGGGAGGACGCCUGCUCUCUCCCCAGCCUACCUCCUCCAUCCCCUGGGUGCCCGUCUGAGGGGGGCAUCCCGCGGCUGUGCAAGGCCAGGAUGAAGGCCCUUCAGGAGGCUAGUUACUACAGCGCCGAGCACGGCUACCUGGAUGUCACCAUGGAGCUACGGGCACUGGGUGUCCCAUGGAAGCUGCACGUGUGGCUGGAGUCUCUGCGAGUGGCCCAGCAGCAGUCUAGGGCCUCGGUCACUCUGUCCCUCCUUCGAGAGUUCACCUCCAUCAGGGAGGAAGACUACUGCCACGAGCUAGUCUCUCUGGGCCUACCCCUCAUGUUCACCAUCCUACGAACCACCAAGAACGAUGCCAUCACCCAGCAGCUUGCAGCCAUCUUUAGCCACUGCUUUGGCCCGGCUCCACUGCCGGCCAUUCCGGAGAUGAAGGCCACCCUCUCAGCACAGCUGGACCCCCAUUUUCUGAAUAACAUGGAGAUGUCAGAUGUGACGUUUUUGGUGGAGGGGAAACCUUUCUACGCCCACAAAGUCCUGCUGAUCACUGCUUCAGACAGGUUCAAGUCUCUGCUGGCCUCAUCAGGACCAGACGGAACUAAAGCUAUUGAGAUCAGUGACGUCAAGUACAACGUCUUCCAGAUGAUGAUGUCAUACCUGUACUGCGGAGGGACAGAGUCACUGAAGACCAACGUGUCUGACUUGUUGGAGCUGCUUUCAGCGGCCAGCGUUUUUCAGUUGGGGGCCCUACAGAGACACUGUGAGAUAAUCUGCUCCCAGAGCAUCGAUCUUGAAAAUGCUGUCAGCAUCUACAGGACGGCCAAGGCCCACGGUGCAUCAGUGCUGAGUUCAUUCUGCGAGGGCUUCUUCCUGCAGCACAUGGCAGGGCUCCUGGAGAGAGAGGCCUUCCGGUCUCUGCUCCUGGGGCCUCUGGGGGCCCGCUGGGUGACGGAGAUGGGCUCGGGGCCUAAAAUGGUGCCUCCUAGGGGAGACUCGCCACUGGAGGAACUCGAGAUGACCCUGGCUCGCCGGCUACGCUCUCUCUACAUCACCUCGCGUGUCUGACGAGGAAAGGAGAAAGAUGGAAUGCAGAGGAGAGGAAAAGGAGGAAGAGAGUGUGCAAUCGGUGCACACUCUCUUCCUCCUGGGAGGAGAAAGUCUCAAGUGUUUUAGGACGUCACGAGUGCCCUUAGAUACAGAUUUAGGAUCAGAUUGCCAUCCCGUGAUCCUAACCUGAACCAUUAGAGUGGAAAACCACUGAAACUGACCUUAGCUCAGCAUCUAAGGGCAUCGUCAUCCUUAAUCGUUAUUUCUCGAUGGAGGGUAAGACAAGGAUGAAAGAGAUAAGGCUGGAUAGAGAGUGGGUGUGAUGGGUACAGGAUGGGUACCGUGACGGCCUGUUCCCAAAUUUGACUCUUGGACAAUUUAUUUUGCUACACGGACAAUUCAGUGUUUGACCUGAAGUACUCACCUCUAGCUGUCUAUUACAGUAGCUAUAUAUACGCAGUGGAAGAGUGAACAGAAUGGUCUAUCUGUCUGUCUUUCUGUUUGUCACCAAGGCUCUGGAAGCUUGUGUACAGAGACGGACAAGACAGCAGAAUGAGGCAGUGAAAACUUUAACAUUUAGGAUUUCUAGAACACUGCUGCCGCCCAGUGGACAAAGCCCGUAAAGAACUCAGAUUAUAAAAAUAGAGUGACUAGAUUAUGUUUCCAUGCCUCAAAUAAAGGUAAAAAGGUUCUGAUGGAAUAUAGAAAGUCUGAAACAUUAUUUUAAUGGACCACUGAUAUGAAGGGGCUGGAGUUCUCUUUUCCUUCAGCCCCCUUCAGAGUGGUGAAGACUGAGAGAAGAGGUGGAUUUGAGAGCCCCCACAGUGGAUUCAAAGAAGUUGGUUUUACUAAGUGUAUUUUCUUUAUACAUAGUCGUCCUAUUUUUUUUCUUUCUUUUUUUGACAGAGUGAAGAGGAAAGAAAAACACUUACUAAAGAGUGGAAUGGACAUUUUCUAUUUAAAGAAAAAAAGAUGUGAGAGUAUUUAACAGGGAGUUCCCUUUUUAUUGUGUUUUAAUAAUUGUAGGCAAAUUAUUAUUAUUAAUGUAAGAUAAAGAUUUGUGUAGCUGGACAAUUCCAGGCCUUGUACACACUAACCAUUACAGUUGAAGUCGGAAGUUUACAUACACUUAGGUUGGAGUCAUUAAAACUAGUUUUUCAACCACUCCACAAAUUUCUUGUUAACAAACUAUAGUUUUAGCAAGUCGGUUAGAACAUCUACUUUGUGCAUGACACACGUAAUUUUUCCAACAAUUGUUUACAGACAGAUUAUUUCACUUAAAAUUCACUGUAUCACAAUUCCAGUGGGUCAGAAGUUUAUAUAC
This is a messenger RNA of Salmo salar (Atlantic salmon), 5005 nucleotides long. It is a transcript of the gene abtb2b, whose product is annotated as ankyrin repeat and BTB domain containing 2b. NCBI's taxonomy places the organism in Eukaryota, Metazoa, Chordata, Actinopteri, Salmoniformes, Salmonidae. Gene Ontology annotation, molecular function: protein heterodimerization activity. The record is from RefSeq and is a predicted model, not a curated record.